UCGAACAUCACUUUGAAAGGUCGAAACUGUCGAAACGUCGAACGCGAACCUGGGCAGGUUCGCGACAUUAGUAAUCUUGUGCUGCGAGCUAGAGGAUGCUGUACUGACGGGGCAACGGCAACUGAUUAGAUUCAACAAGCGAAGAAUGUCCACGGAAGCGGCGACGGCCAUCUCGGCAGCCCCGGCGUCGCACUCAGACAGCGGGGACGACCUGAUGUCGGACUUUGUGGUGCUGUCGAAGUCGCCCCAGGAGGAGAGCCUCCUGGUGGUGGAGAACCCGGCCCUGGCACAGCUGCAGCUGUCUCUGCCCUCCGGCGACAUCUCGCUGGACGAGGCGGAGCAGUGCGUCCGGGACCUGCUGCGGGAGAACAGGGAACUCAAGGAUGUGCUGGUCCAGAACUCGCAGAAGCUGAGGGAGCAGUAUGAGACCUUUGUGGACUGGAAAGAGCAGUUGAGCCGGGCCCACGAGCAGCACCGCCAGGCCCUGGAGAGGCUGCAGGGGGAGAAGGAGGCCCUGGCCGCCCAGGCAGCCCGGCUCGGGCAGCGGCUGAAGGAGUCCGAGGAACGCAGCGAGGCUCUGGGGAGGGACCUUGCUGAGCAGACGGCAGGCCUGAAGCAGCAGCUCAAGGAGGCCGAGCAACGCUGCACCCAGCUGCAGGAAAAGGUGAGGGCCCAGGAGGAGCUGUUGGCCCGGGAACGCCGUGGCUCCGAACCCGAGAGCCCCACUCCAAGUCAAAGGUCCCAGGAAUUUCUGGUCUCCUGCGAACCUGUUCCCGGUCUUGUGCCAAAUGCCGGAUCUCAGAUGAGUGUCUCCGACGUGCUGGUUCAACUCCACCAGGAGCAGACCAAGACUGCGCACCAGUCGGAGCAGAUUCGGUACCUCAGCCAGGAACUGCUGAAGCUGAACCAGCACGUGAAGGAGAGCUCCGAGCAGACGACCCGUCUCAAAGAGAAGCUGAGCCAAGUCGAAGCCAGGAAGGCUGAGGUUGCCUACCACGAGACGGCCAGGCUGGCGCAGCUGGAGGCAGCCCUGUUGGAGAAGGACGCCGUGGUGCGCGCCCUGCAGGAGCAGUCCGUCCAGCGAGCCUCGGAGGUCGACGAACUCAGGCAGGCGUUGCUCAAGGCCGAGCAGAGGCACGAAAAGGCCAAGACGGACUACGCGGAACUACUCAGGACUUGGCAGGAGUUUGAGAGCUCCAACGAGAGUGGCGAGCACACCUUUGUGCAAGUGGAGGCCAGGCCCGGGGCACUGCGCAGGCAGCUGGAAGAGGCCCGCAAGGAGGUCCAAGACAAGCUGGUGGCGCUGGCCGAGCGCGAACGCCAGCUUACUGGGCUCAGGGACGAGCGGACGCGCCUCCGGCAGGAGCUCGAGCUCAUGCCCCCCCUCCAGGCACAGGUUGACCUCUUCCGGACGGACUACAUGGCGGAGAAGGAGGCGCGUGUCGGACUGGAGUCGAAGGUGCGCGAGCAGCAGCGAACCAUCCGGGAACUGCAGGAGCGUCUGACAGGGCUGGAGCUGGCUGAGCAGAGGACGUCGAGGGCCCAGCCUGCUGACAGCCAGGCAUCACCUGGGCAUGAGUCGGCGUCCCCGACAGACUCAAACCUGCCGUGCCCGCUGUGUGGCGCCAGUUGUUCCACCCGCGACGCCUACAUUCGCCACGUCCAGAGCUGCGCGGACAGCGACGCCGGCUUCCGCUAACCGUCGUUGCAUCACCCGUCCUCGGGAGUGGCGGGAUCCAAUAAAACGCCGGUCUGACUGGAGCAUUGUUCUGCUCCCCGUGAACGGCCGAGAAGCACGUUUACCGAGCUGGUGAGCUCGUAAUAAACUACCGAGCCAUUGGUCCCAUCGCUACCCAGCUCUAGUAAGGAUGGGAGACUCGUCUUUGUAUUCACGUUUAUUCAUAGUCUGCUUACUAGUGCACAAAUAUGGCGCUGACGCUCGAGGCUCGCGGUGGUUGUGCCGGUCAGUUUGCUUUUGUCAGCAACUGCAAUUUUAAUGUUUUUUUUUUGUUGCAUAUUUUGAUUUGUUUGAGUUGUUUCAUUGAACAAGUUUUAGACGACUGCACAUUGUAGUUUCUGUCAGUAGCAUAGUUAGACUUUGGGAAACAAAAGUUGUCGAAGCUUCUGUUUUCGGUAAACGGAAGUAUGAAAUGAGCAAGCAAUUUCUGGCUUGCUAGUUACUGGCAAUGGGGACCGGUAGUCGGUGGUGCGUGUCUUAAAAAUCUUGGCCGUCCAAAAUCAUACACUAACUACGUUCUAGCGAAUGACGAGAAUGUAUCAGUUCGACUCUUAAUGCGACAUACUUUUUGCUGCCCCGGUAACGAGCAAAAAAUUAAAUUGUCUGCCAAUUGAUGGCUUCGCAAAGGUAAACAUCUUCAUUUAGCCAUUGUGUUAGAGGGGCCUCUUUGCGUGAUCUUUCGAACGUGAAAUGCGUAUCUGUUAUCUGCGGGAAACUGCAUCAUGCAUCGUGUAGAAGUUGUUCUCCUAGGUCUAGUCAAUCGAGCGAGGCCUUAAGUGAUUGGUUCUCUACUCUUGUGUCUGACGACCUGACAAACUUGCGUUUAUUCGAAGUUCAACAUUGGGAUAGAAUGAAGAGUUAGUGCCAGGUUUGUUUUGUGAGGAGUUGGUCUUGUUAGAGAUGCUAAGAUUCCCCCGGUCCAUUGAACCAGAAAACAGCGAUCUACAGUGUUUGAUCUUACUGGAGUGCAGUGUUGGUUUUGUGCCGGGGACCCAAAUGCUGUAGUGUGUUGGGCCGUUUCUGACCGUGAUUAUACUGUCUCGAGCCUUGACCGUGGUGCAUACCUCGAUUGACUUCAUAAAGUGCUGUGAAUGAUUGCGAGGCAGCCAGUGACUUUUUUUUAAAACGUUGGAUUGAAAGUAUUUUUAUGAAGCAACGCGUCAAAAAAGCUGUAACGAGUGCUGUUAAAAUUUUGUACUACUUUGAUGACUGUUUUGUAUGCUUAUUGGACAUAAUCUUAAAAGUGUUGUUUUACUAAUUGAUGGCACAAUUAGUUAAGGUCUCCUCACGUGUGGUUAUGGUGCCUUGGACCUUGAUUGUUGGAUUCGAUGGGUUGUUUUCAUGCAUUUUUUGUUGGUUUUUCACCUGUGGUAUACGGUGACCUGUAUUUGCAUUGUUCACCACGGGACCCCAUUUGUUUUACUGGUGUUUGCAAAGCUGGUAAUUUUAGUAGUAAGAGUUUUUGCAAAGGCUGUUUGUAGAUUCUCCUGUGAGUGUACCCAUUUUGGGCCUUACAAGCUAGCUUGGUCACACAAAUAUUAUCCCCAUCAGUAACCUGUCUCUUCUGCUUUAGUUGGUAAUGCUGUUUCGUUGGACAUAAAAUUCAUUGGGGCAAUCCAUCCAGGUGCCAAAAGGACAGAUGGGUGUAUUUUGUUCCUUUCUAAAUUAUUUUUUUAGCAUUUGUACGUAGACUUGCCGAAAUAUAUAUUGAAGUUAUUGGUUGGAGAAUUAUAUUUGUUGCUACGGUGGACGUAUGCACCUUUUGCUAUUUGGAAGACCCGAAUGUGGCUAAUGAAGAUAGUUGAUUUAUUGCUUUGAAGAUGUACUCCCGUGUGUGUGUAAUAAAAAAAGUUUUCGCUUCCA
Messenger RNA from Ixodes scapularis (black-legged tick), 3601 nucleotides. Its product is annotated as NF-kappa-B essential modulator-like. The coding region runs from base 146 to 1699 and encodes 517 amino acids. Lineage: Eukaryota; Metazoa; Arthropoda; Arachnida; Ixodida; Ixodidae. The record is from RefSeq and is a predicted model, not a curated record. Gene Ontology annotation, cellular component: cytoplasm; nucleus. Gene Ontology annotation, biological process: regulation of canonical NF-kappaB signal transduction. Gene Ontology annotation, molecular function: K63-linked polyubiquitin modification-dependent protein binding. The transcript has 13 exons.